AUGAAAAAGGUUUCCAUUCUCGUAUUUGAAGUUCUGGAGAAAGCCUGGGCACUCAGAGACUGUGCACUCAUCGACUUAAAAAUUGAGUUUGUUCUUGACGCUGAAGGCAACAUACUGGUUGCCGACGUGAUUGACUCCGACUCAUGGAGACUCUGGCCUUCUGGAGAUAAACGCCUUAUGGUCGAUAAGCAGGUAUACAGAGAUUUGAAAAACGUCAUAGCCGCGGACCUCGACACCGUGAAGCGUAAUUUCGCGUGGGUGAAGGAUCAGUUGGAUCAACUUAAACCAACAAUUUACCAUAAAGUCGUGGUGUUUAUGGGAUCGCCGCAAGACAAGGAGCACUGCAACAAAAUAGCGAAGGCGGCUAAAGAUCUGCGAUUCCCGUUCUCCAUGGAAAACAUUCCAAGACAGACAAAUUUCGGUUGUUUUUCACUUAAAAUUGGAUCUAUUGUAACAGCUUUAUUAAUCAUUGUGUACUCAGUACUGGCUCUGGCACAAUGCUUAGCAGUCUUAAAUGUUCUUCCAUCAAAACUAACACCAGAAGACACCGACGCUAUGGUAUCAUACGGUGUUGUUAUUACCGUCACGGCAGUUCACGCAAUCACGCUGUCCAUAACUGCUGUGAUGUUGGUCGGCGUGUUGAGGGAAAAACCUGAUUUGAUGAAACCCUGGUUAGUUUGGACUUCGAUUCAAGUGACAGCUUUACUGCUCAUAUUCGUGUUUUGGAGCACAACGAACAUUAUCAACCAUUCUGGAGAGAGCUCGUUGAUUAUCUAUGUGGUAGAAUUUUUGUGUCUCACAAUCCGUUUCUACAUGCUUAUGUUGGUGGCCAGUUUUUACAAACAGCUGGAAGAAGGGAGCGAUGAGACGGAAAAACUUAGAAAGUUAAUUAACCCCGAAACUUGGUACAGUUCUGCGUAA
Messenger RNA from Parnassius apollo (apollo), 921 nucleotides. NCBI's taxonomy places the organism in Eukaryota, Metazoa, Arthropoda, Insecta, Lepidoptera, Papilionidae. The record is from the annotation of a GenBank genome assembly.